AUGACCUCCUUGGCGCUCCCGGCAAGCUCUUCCGUCAGCUUGGCCACCUGUUGGUCAAGGUCAGUAUUGGCAGAGGAUGCAGCGGCAAGGUCAUCAGUGAGUUUCUUCAGCUGGGUUGCAGAAUCAGCAAUGAGGGCAUCCAGGGUGGCCGUGUGCUUGUCCUCUAGCUCCUUGAAGAGCUGUCCCAUCCUUGGAAUCCCCCUCCCCGCCGCGACUAGUCCACUCCAUCUUCCUUGGGAUCCCUCCCGAUCCACCCACCUGCUCAUCUCCUUCCGCGCCCAGCCACUGCUCUCCGUCGAUCCAUCCAUCCAAUCAGCAGCCACUCACUUCCUCCAUCGAUCCACCAAAGGAGAGCGAGUUUUCCCUUGCCUCCUUCGAUCCUGCUCGCACCCGAGCCCUCUGCCUAGAUCCACCGGAGGCCGACCGCAUCGCCGCCAAGAGGUUCCUGAGGAGAGGAGCUCCUCCUAUGGAGCCGAACUCCCCUACCUGAACUGCCGCCGCCUCGCGCCCAAAGACGCGUCGUCCCCAACCUCCCACCUCCAGAUUGGAUCGAGAGGAGCCCCUGCCUCCCCGCGCCUCACCACCUCGCCGUCCUCCGCCACCGGCCAGCUUGCCGGAGAAGCCGACCGGAGCACCGUUCUUCUCCCUCGCGGGCUAGAGCCCCGUGCCACCGCAACUCCCGGCGUCGCUGCCGUUGCCAAGUCCGCUUCGUCACCGGCCAUCCCUUCCUCCCGUGACCCUUCGCUGGAGUUCUCGCCUGAGACCUCCGUCAUGUCCGCCCAGGGUCUUCUCCUACCUCGAUCCGUCAAGUCCGCCGCCGGGAACGGCCUACACCGCCCGGAUGCGUGCCUCCCCUACCGUCGGCCUUCGCGUCUGCUUCCUCUGCAUCAUGCCAGUGCCGCCCUCGUCGUCGCGGUGUUCCUCUGCUUCUAGCGUCGCCGGCACACCGAGUCCUGCUGCGGCCUCUGUUCUUCUGCAACGAGUAGCAGCAGGUUGUUCGAGCGUUGACCGCGCCUGGCUGCUUUGCCUCCGCGCGUGGGCCUCCUCCAGCGCCCCAAGGCCCAGAGCUCCAGAUUCGGCCUCUGGCCCGUGGUGAGCACCCACUGCUAUCCUGCGCCCAUAAGCGCUGCAUAUUGUCCUGCGCCCGCUGAUGUGUAUCCCAGAUUCCGCCCAUCGUGCGUUUUUUUUCAUCGAACGAUUUUGCAAAUUACCAAUGACAUUCCUUUUUUACAGAAAACACCCUCAUGUUCAUGCAUGUGAUAACUCCACAACCGUGCAUCAUAUUAAAAUAAUUUAUAUAUGUAAAAUGCUUAGAAUUUCAUCUAGUUCCACAAUUUGCAGCUUUCAUCCAUGUUAAAAAGUUUAAACUUGCUGUUUGAAUUAAUUUGCAUAAAUGACAUGUUAAAAUGUUUUAUUUCAUAACUAUUUAAUCGUGGCUCCGAAUUAAAUAAACUUUAUAUGUAAAUUGUGUGGAAAAAUAUAUAGUUUAACAUGGUGCACUUUAACUUGCUGCUUAACAACUUUAACAUUAUGUUUUAAUCAGAUCAGUACGUAAUUCGAAAUUGGCAUAUGGGGAGUUUCCAGAAUUGUCAUGUGUUGUUUCCGGCCUCAUUUAAACUUACUUUGAUGUGGGGUUGUUAUAUGCAUCAUCUCUUGCCAUGAAUAGCAUCAUGUAGUCUUUUCAUGCAUCAUACUUGAUUGAGCAUCAUGCCAUGUUUAUGUGUUGUGUAUUUACCGUGUUGUUUGCUUGUUUUCGGUCGUGCUUCUUCUCAAUAGUUCCUG
Molecule: messenger RNA, 1782 nt
Organism: Aegilops tauschii subsp. strangulata
Lineage: Eukaryota; Viridiplantae; Streptophyta; Magnoliopsida; Poales; Poaceae
Source: RefSeq, a predicted model, not a curated record